GAUACAAAAACACAAAUAUAAACUCAUCUUCUAAUAAUUGAAUCUUAUUUUUUCUCUAACUCCAAUACUUUUACAACUAUGGAAGCUUAUUCCACCACCUCUUAUCCUACAUCUAAGUCUCAAAGUAAUUCACUACUCAACUCCGUGAGAAAAACACAACCUAAACCAUGGAAAAAAACUUCAGUAAUUGCUCCACAACCAUCAACAGCUAUUAGGGUUUAUGAGGUGGAUGUUAUGAAUUUCCGAGAGCUGGUUCAACAACUCACCGGUGCACCGGAAUUCAAGCCUCGUCAUCAUCAUCAACAACAAUUUGUUAAUAAUACAUCGAUAACUCCAACAGUUUCAACUGAUUGGAACAAAGGGGUGCAGUUUCAUGAGAGUAGUGAUAGGACAGAGCAACAAGGUUUGUUGGAGUUGAAUUUGUCGUCACCGUCUUCUUAUAGUUGGUAUUCUUCUCUGUGAUGAAGAUUGGUACAGAAUAGUGACCGAUUGAGAAGAAACUUAUUACAUCUUGUUAUGUUUGUUGAAUUGGAUUAUGACGGCAAGUAAUAAAAUGGAAGAGAUGAAAUUUAUUUUAUUUUAAUUUAAUAUAUGCUUAAUUAAAAGCACGUUAAUAGAACUUGUGUCAUUGUUAUUCAGCUAUAAGUUUAAUGUUGAUGCAGAAUGCUUUAUUUU
Molecule: messenger RNA, 675 nt
Organism: Lathyrus oleraceus (garden pea)
Lineage: Eukaryota; Viridiplantae; Streptophyta; Magnoliopsida; Fabales; Fabaceae
Product: VQ motif-containing protein 29
Exons: 1
Coding region: 79-462 (127 amino acids)
Source: RefSeq, a predicted model, not a curated record